This is a messenger RNA of Pleurotus ostreatus (oyster mushroom), 984 nucleotides long. RefSeq lists its product as uncharacterized. Gene Ontology annotation, cellular component: cytoplasm. NCBI's taxonomy places the organism in Eukaryota, Fungi, Basidiomycota, Agaricomycetes, Agaricales, Pleurotaceae. The record is from RefSeq and is a predicted model, not a curated record. The transcript has 4 exons. Bases 1 to 984 code for a protein of 327 amino acids.
AUGCUACCAAUACCUGUGUCGUUCGGGGAGCGGCCAAGACGGUCGUUCUCUCGAAAACAAUCGCGUCGGGGCGUUGUAGAUGCGCUGCUCCAGCGUUCCCGAAUCACAAAUCUGGGCGUCAUCCUGCUGGCUUCCUUCGCCGUCCUUUCGUUCCUUUACAACUUGCGCUACUACGUGUCCGAAAGCUACACAGGGGCUGCACCUCCUCGCAGCAUACUCGCCACAAUCUCUCGCCAGGAUGCCGAAAAGCUGAACCACCUUGUUAUUGUACCCGGCCAUUCUAUUUGGACAGGACACAACGCCAAUGAGCGGUUGAACGAGGACGAUUGGAUACUUGAGUCAUAUCAACGGGGUGGAGGUCGUGUGGCCGCGUUUUAUGAUCAUAUAGCCAAAGGAGCAGAAAUAGCGGUCAACGAUCCCCACUCCCUGCUCGUCUUCAGCGGUGGGCAAACUCGGAUAGGCUCAACUACGACCGAGGCCGAGUCCUACAUGCGAUUGGCCCACAAAUCCAACGCAUUCAACCUAUCAUCGCCUCAGGCGCUCUUCCCCCGUGCGACGACUGAGGACUUCGCUUUGGACUCCUUCCAAAACCUUCUCUUUUCCAUCGCACGUUUCUUCGAGUAUACUGGCCGAUACCCCGAGCGAAUCACUGUCGUUGGAUACGAGAUGAAAAGGAGACGCUUCGUCAAGCUUCACCGGGCCGCUCUGCACUGGCCAAUUGACAGAUUCCACUAUCUUGGUGCCGAUCCUUACGGCGAAGAGGGCGUCCAAGCACAGGACGGAGAGAAUAAAAAUGGAUAUCUGCCAUACUUGGAAGAUAAAUAUGGGUGUCAUUCGUAUCUUCUAACAAAGCGCCGUCAACGGAACCCUUUCCGCCGAUUCCAUCCAUACUAUGCAUCUGCACCCGGGUUGAAAGGUUUAUUCGACUGGUGCCCCGACAAGCCGACGAUGUUAUUCGACGGAACACUUCCUUGGAGUACUUAG